This is a messenger RNA of Heteronotia binoei (common prickly gecko), 2067 nucleotides long. RefSeq names its product HIC ZBTB transcriptional repressor 1 (gene HIC1). NCBI's taxonomy places the organism in Eukaryota, Metazoa, Chordata, Lepidosauria, Squamata, Gekkonidae. Gene Ontology annotation, molecular function: DNA-binding transcription factor activity, RNA polymerase II-specific; RNA polymerase II cis-regulatory region sequence-specific DNA binding; protein binding. The record is from RefSeq and is a predicted model, not a curated record. Gene Ontology annotation, cellular component: nucleus. Gene Ontology annotation, biological process: regulation of transcription by RNA polymerase II. Bases 16 to 2067 code for a protein of 683 amino acids. The transcript has a single exon.
GGAGGAGGCGGCGCGAUGUUGGACGGCUCGGCGGCGGCGGAGGGCCACUCGCAGCAGCUGCUGCUGCAGCUCAACGUGCAGCGGACCAAGGGCUUCCUGUGCGACGUGAUCCUGGUGGUGCAGAACGCGCUCUUCCGGGCGCACAAGAACGUGCUGGCGGCCAGCAGCGCCUACCUGAAGGCCCUGGUGGUGCACGACAACCUCAUCAACCUCGACCAGGAGAUGGUGAGCCCCGCCGUCUUCCGCGCCGUCCUCGACUUCAUCUACACCGGCCGCCUGGGCGAAGCCGACGGAGAGCCGCCCGGCGCGGCGGAGCCCAGCCUGGGCGCCGUCUUGGCCGCCGCCAGCUACUUGCAGAUACCGGACUUGGUGGCCCUUUGCAAGAAGAAGCUGAAGCGCUCGGGCAAGUACUGCCAGUUCCGCGGCGGCUACUCGCCCCUGGGCAAACUGCCCCGCGGCCUCCGCGCCGUCACGCCGGUCAUCCAAAGCUGCUACGCGGCGCCCCCGCCGCCCCCGCCGCCGCCUCCCAGGCCCGUCGAGGCCGGCAAUCCGCUCAGCACCCACUGCGGCGAGCUUUACGCGGCAGCCUCUCAGGGCGCGGCCCUGCACCCCCACGGCUUGUGUCCCCCCGAGCGCCUCUGCUCGCCCCUCUGCGGCCUCGAUCUCUCCAAGAAGAGCCCCAACGGGCCUGCCCUGCCGCCCGCCCCUUCGGAGAGCCGCCUGAGGGCCUCCGCUGAAACUCGCGAGAGCUCCCUGCCCCCAGGGCCCGACAGCCCGGCCGUCAGCGGCGCCCUGCUGCCCAGCCAUCCCGCUUUCGGAGAGCCUGACUCCUACCGCGGCAGCCCAGGGCCUGGGCCGGAGCCGUCGGGUCGCGCCGAGGUGGCCCCGGAGUUCCUGUACCGCUGGAUGAAGCACGAGCCUUUGGUGGGAGGUUACGUGGACGACGAGGAGGACGAGGAGGAAGAAGGGGACUGCCGCGGGGGCAGGCGGGACAAGGUCAGCGGGCCCGACGGGGAGCUGGACCAAAAGGCGGCCCAGUCGCCCUCGCAGCGGCGCUACGCCAGCCUGGACAGCGGCGAGCCCGACGGGGAGGCGGAGGACUUGGAGAACGACAAGAGCACCAGCGAAGAGACGGGCUGCAGCAGCGGGGGCCCCUCUCCGGCAGCCGGCAGCUUGGAGCGCUACUUGGGCUACGAGCCGGAGAGCUUCGGGGGCGACAACCUGUACGUCUGCAUCCCUUGCGGGAAGGGCUUCCCGUCGUCGGAGCAGCUCAACGCGCACGUCGAGGCGCACAACGAGGAGGACGAGCUGUACCGCAAGGAGGCGGCUGAAGUGGCGGCGGCUGCGGCAGCCGGGCAGGGCUCCCCUUUCCUGGACAAGCCCCUGAGCGCCCCGCUGGCGUCGGUGGGGGGUCCCGGCGGCUGCGACCUGCUGCGCCCUUACCGCUGCUCGUCGUGCGACAAGGCCUACAAGGACCCGGCCACGCUGCGCCAGCACGAGAAGACCCACUGGCUGACGCGCCCUUACCCCUGCUCCAUCUGCGGCAAGAAGUUCACCCAGCGGGGCACCAUGACCCGCCACAUGCGCAGCCACCUCGGCCUCAAGCCCUUCGCCUGCGACGCCUGCGGCAUGCGCUUCACCCGCCAGUACCGCCUCACCGAGCACAUGCGCAUCCACUCCGGCGAGAAGCCCUACGAGUGCCAGGUGUGCGGCGGCAAGUUCGCCCAGCAGCGCAACCUGCUUAGCCACAUGAAGAUGCACGCCGCCGCCGCCGCGGCCGCCGCUGCCUCCACGGGCCCCGACGGCAAGCUUAAACUGGACUUCCCCGACGGCGUCCUGGCCAUGGCGCGCCUGGCCCAGCAGCAGCACCCGGACAAGGACCUUCUCUCGCACACCUCCCACUUCCUGGCCGCCGCCGCCGACCCCAAGGUGGCCAUGGAGAGCCUCUACCUCGGACUCAGCCCCGACAAGGCCGCCGAGAUGCUGGCCCAGGGCGCUGCCGCCGCUGCCGCCCACCUGCACAACGACCACCACGCCCGCACCAUAGAGCGCUUCUCUCCCCCCUGA